AUGGCAAACCAAGAAUCAUCCACGCUGGUCGGUUGUCUAUUCGAUGUGUCGGGAUCGAUGCGGAAGCUGCUCAAGACAGGGCAGCCGGACGGGCGCGCGGUUGAUCGCUUCCAUGCUGUGCUGGGCGCAGCCCUUGACAUUGCCCGCAAGGAGCAACAAAGUGAUCCCAGGGCUAAAAUGUUUGUAGGCGCAUUUGGACUUGAUCGCCAGGACGGUUAUCCUCCAACUGUGGACCUCUGCGGCAUUGUUGAAGCUCUUCUAGAAGAGAAUGAUCAAGAUGAUCGCAGCGGCCAUGAUUCGCUCAUCGAGAUCGCGAAUCAGAACAACCUAGCUCAUAUAACAGAGUACAUCCGGAACAAGCUUACAGACAGUGUAGCGCGCAUUGUCCACGCGUGCCUUCGUCGAUGUCCGGAGCGAAUUCACGAGUUCAAAGACGCAAUACCAAGUGCGGCUGAGAUUCGGAAGUCCCAGACGAUGAAGAAUGGAGCAACGUUUGGUGGCGGCGCCGUGGCGAUUGGUGUUGGGUCUCUAGUAUGUGGUCCAUUAGGGGGCUUACUUGGCGCUGCUCUGACAGCGGGGGGAGCAAUGAGUGCCGAUGCAUAUGCAGACGAGGUAGUCGACUCCUCAGAAGGUCUGAUGCUCGCGCGUCGCAUUUGCAGAGAGUGGUUCCGAGACUUUGCGGACUUCAUCCCUCGGCCAGUGAGUGAUGUGGUACGAUUGUUGCAACUGCUUCAGCAGCGUUCCACAAGGGCUCGACAGUGGCUAUCUGUUGAAGAGUUCGUAUACGGUGACACCCCAAUGCGUGAGGCUCUGAGCCGGUCAUUAUCCGUAUUCCAAGCGAAUUCCGAUUGUGACCAGCGAGUUCUCGUGCUGAUGUCAGAUGGCCAUGCAACAGACGGUGAUCCUGGCGAGAUCGCAACUGAGCUACAUUCGGAGGGUGUCGCUGUGGCAAGUGUGUACCUGACGAGUGAUACUGACAUUGCUCAACGACGCUUAUACGAUAAACCAGCCUACUCUUGGGAUAAGGGUCAGCGUACACUCUUCAACAUAGCGUCCAAGGUUUCUGCCAGUAAUCACCCCAUUCCGGUGUUGAUGUCGGUGGGCUGGCAAAUUCCGUGCUCUGGGGAAGUGGCCUUGUAUGUCUGCGUCUGUACUGAGCCUGCAGUUGAAGAAUUCUGCUCGCUGCUAGUAUCGGCGCAUCUUGCGUCCACGGACGCGCUGCUGGACGUUAUAGGCCGAUUACAGCUGGACGAUUAUAUUCAGGACGAGCUUGCAAUUACUUGCAAGAACCCAUCAGACCAGGGCAGUUCUGCAACUUGCUAUGCGCAUGCCAUUGCUGCUGUGAUACACAUGGCGCUGUUACGCAUAGAGCGCAAGGAGCCCUGUCCGACAAUUAAAGAAAUCCGUGACAGGAUUUUACAUGAAUUUCCCCCAGGCGAUCAUGGGCGUGUGGCUGAAGAGGUCCUAAACCAAGCCGUUCAGUGGUAUCGCCUUCGUUACCGAGCAGUGGACGAAAUGAGGGCCCGGCAGGCAGUGCUGCAGCGGCGUCCCGUACUGACUACAUUUCGCCUCUCAGAGAAAGGUUGGGCAAAAUUCUCCCAAUAUUUCAGUCAACCUCAGACACGGAGAUCCAUGCUCACCGAGGCCAACAUGCGACCGUAUCGUCAGGGUCCCGAUGGUGGCGGACACGCUGUCGUCUUAUAUGCCUGUGACCCCCGCUCUUUGUCAUUCCUUAACUCCUGGGGCAGCGAUUGGGGCACGAAUGGGGGCUUUCGAGUGCAGAGUCCUGCAGUGCUCGAGAUAGACGAGCCGGAUUGUUUGUCUCCCGUCCACUUUUAUGACGUUUUCUGGUACGAAAGCGACUUAACUCCAAGCGAGCGAGCGGCCUACGACGCAAAAGCGGAAGAGAAGCUCCGUGCCUAUACAACAUAUCACCCGAGUCUCCUUGAGCUUGAGGCGAUGUGCCCACUUUGCCAAAGGAUCUCAUUAAUCUCAGACUUCACCGGCAACGCACGUGAAGCAAAAUGUCCACGUUGUUUAUUCUCAUUUGUCCCGCAGCCUGGGAGCCUUCUUCAAGUGCUGUAUGCCCGUGCAGGCUUAGGCACGUAG
Molecule: messenger RNA, 2109 nt
Organism: Aspergillus nidulans FGSC A4
Lineage: Eukaryota; Fungi; Ascomycota; Eurotiomycetes; Eurotiales; Aspergillaceae
Exons: 1
Coding region: 1-2109 (702 amino acids)
Source: RefSeq, a predicted model, not a curated record